This is a messenger RNA of Talaromyces stipitatus ATCC 10500, 2354 nucleotides long. RefSeq lists its product as uncharacterized. The transcript has 3 exons. Lineage: Eukaryota; Fungi; Ascomycota; Eurotiomycetes; Eurotiales; Trichocomaceae. The coding region runs from base 1 to 2223 and encodes 740 amino acids. The record is from RefSeq and is a predicted model, not a curated record.
AUGCCAAUUUUUUGUAUGGGAGAAAAUCGCACAGAUACCGAUCCCAAUACCUCUUCGCACUCAACUUCUGACACUGAAGGACUCGCCGAGGACUGUUUGUGCUCAGAAUCUAUAAGCACUUCAACCAGUACGACUACCACGGUGAUCAGUGUCUAUCCCCCCACACCUCCCAUCAUUACGUCCACAGCCAACCACAACAUCUACAUCUCCUGUCACAAUUACUUCACCUACUCUAUCUACCUCUUCUAUAACAUCUACCUCACCUGUCACAUCUAUCUCACCUACUCUGUCUACAUCUACCUCUCGAUCUACCACUAUAACUCUACCUAUCUCUACUUCUCCGUCUAUCUCUACAACUCCAACAACAUCUACUCCUCUAUCAACCUCAACUACUCCAUCUACCUCUACUACUACGUCUAUCUCUACAACUCCACCUACCUCAACUACCCCAUCUACCUCUACUUCUCUAUCUAUCUCUACUUCUCUGUCUAUCUCUACUUCUCUGUCUAUCUCUACUUCUCUGUCUAUCUCUACUUCUCUGUCUAUCUCUACAACUCCAUCUACCUCAACUACCCCAUCUACAUCUACCUCUCUAUCUACUACUAUAACUCUACCUAUCUCUACUUCUCCGUCUAUCUCUACAACUCCAACAACAUCUACUCCUCUAUCAACCUCAACUACUCCAUCUACCUCUACUAUUACGUCUAUCUCUUCAACCAGCACCGGUUACAGCAUCUCGCCCCCACGCCAUUCCCAACAGACUACACUUGGGGCUGUAAACCGGGAUAUCUAUGCCAUCCAAAAAACAAACCUCCUGGCGGGGGAGAGUGCAAUUUUGAAGCGGGACUUCCUGCAGCGUCUUUUUACUGUUCGCCAGAUGAAUGUAUUCCAAGCCCUGAACUCAUUCAGGAUCCGGAUAAAGGUUGGGGAGAUGGUUAUCACUCGAAUAAAACCGGCACUUUUGAAGUAACUCCGGGCUAUUUCAAUCUCAAUCCAACCGAAUUCGGUCUCAACUACAGCAUAUUCACAUUCCCUUGCGAUGACGGAGGACGAUAUCUCAGUGGAUUCUAUAAUCAUGGCAAUUCUCCAAAGGAUAGUACCGGAUAUAUACUUAACAGAAGAGCCAAGAGGCAAACAGGAGGCGCAGAGUAUGUCCCGCCCGUCUGCUACCCCCAGUGCAAUAAGGUGGCCCUCGAAGGGGAGAAAGAAGGGAAAACAAAAUCUCUGUGUGACAGCUCUUCUGUUUUUAUGACAUUGUUGAGGGACUGCAAUUUGUGCAUAUCGGCUCAUAGUACCGGUGAAACAACCCAAGACCCGCCUCCUUUUGAGCCGUGGUUAUUUUAUUGCUCGUCGUUGGACGCAGUGACGUCAUCCAGCAGUACUACUACAGCAACCACCACAUCAACGGUGCCAAAACUUCCUGAUUCCACUGCAGCUGGUACGAUUACGAGUACAAGCACUACCACAACCGUCACCCAGCCACAGACCACCAGCUCUUCAACUUCUUCUCCCUCUCAGACCUCAAUAACAGUCACAUCUACUACUACGAUAUCUCCCUCAGGCUUGUCGUCAAAAACAACGCCGACUUCUUCCGCUAGUCAGGCGACUGAGAUGACAACAACAGUUUCUACUACGGCAACCAGCACGAGUCCAACAUCUACUCUAUCUCUUUCGAGUGUUUCUAGUACGCCCAGUGCGUCUAGUAUAUCUGGUACAUCCACCCCUAGUACAUCUACGUCUAGUACCCCUAGCACUUUGAGGGCAGCUGCCACUUCUACUACAUUCACUACAUCUAGUACAUCUACCAGCUCUCGGACCUCUGCAAGGUCAUCAUCCACGUCGACUGGUCUAUUGAAUACUCCGAGUGGUAGCCUUACAUCGAGCUCCUCAACGCCAACCACUUCAACAACUUCAAAAACAAGUACCGGGGCCAUUGACACUCUUCCAUCGCCUAAUAGCACUUCCAGUGUCAGUUCUGCUAGUGUUGGCGUGACAAGCAGCGCGACGGCCCCUGGAAACACUGUCAGUACUCCCAUUCUCAAUCCAGGAACUAUCAGCGGCACCAGGACGCCGUCUCCAAUAAUUUCGGGCGUCACUGAAACGGUUCCUGCUACGACAACUGGCUUCUCUCACGGAGCUUCAUCGCGUAUUUCCCAGUCGAUUUCUGGCAGAUCUCUUAUUACCAUCAGCGCUGGAAUAUGGUUCUUGAUUACAUUAUUCUAAAGGGAGAGUCGAAGACAGUGUCGCUUGUAGCUGAUGGUUAAUCAGAUUGAAUUCUUUCUUCUUUUAAUAUAACCUUUGAAUUAUAUGGAAACUUAGGAAACAGAUUAAUCUUAAUAACACAUUUUCUGUUU